This is a messenger RNA of Acinonyx jubatus (cheetah), 1275 nucleotides long. RefSeq lists its product as uncharacterized. The record is from RefSeq and is a predicted model, not a curated record. The transcript has 4 exons. Gene Ontology annotation, biological process: DNA integration. Lineage: Eukaryota; Metazoa; Chordata; Mammalia; Carnivora; Felidae. The coding region runs from base 1 to 1275 and encodes 424 amino acids. Gene Ontology annotation, molecular function: nucleic acid binding.
AUGACGGAUUCUAGAGUUAUUAAGAAGAUAAUGGGUAAAUCUUAUGGCGACAGAAAGCUGAUCUGCGGUUGCUUGCAGAUGAGCCGCAAAGCCUGGACACGGCUACCUCAGGGAUUCAAAAAUUCACCCACCAUCUUCGACGAGGCACUACACGAGGACCUGGGUGAGUACAGAAGGGAGCACCCUGGCCUCACCCUUCUACAGUAUGUAGAUGACAUCCUGAUUGCUGCCGACACGGCCAAAGACUGUGAGCGAGGGACCCAGGACCUGCUGGCUACCCUGGGGGCCUUAGGAUACCGGGCAUCCGCGAAGAAGGCUCAGAUAUGCAGGGAGAGGAUUCACCAACAGGACACCAAAAUAGAACAAGUUGUAUCUGCCUGCAAGACCUGCCAACUCACCAACGCGAGGGCCACAUCAAAUAAAAAAGGAACCAGGCUCAGAGGCACCAGACCGGGAGCCCAAUGGGAAGUCGACUUCACUGAAGUCAAACCAGGAAAGUAUGGUUUUAAAUAUCUUUUAGUAUUUACAGACACCUUCUCUGGCUGGGUGGAGGCAUACCCAACCAAGCAUGAAACGGCUCAGACGGUGGCUAAGAAGCUACUAGAAGACAUCUUACCCAGGUAUGGUUUUCCUGCUAUGGUAGGAUCAGACAAAGGACCAGCUUUUAUCUCGCAGGUAACACAGGCAGUAGCCAAGGCGGUGAGGGCAAACUGGAAAUUACAUUGUGCUUAUAGGCCCCAGAGCUCAGGACAGGUAGAAAGAAUGAAUAGAACCCUAAAAGAGACCCUUACCAAAUUAACCAUGGAGACUGGCGGGGACUGGGUGACUCUCCUACCAUACGCCCUUUACCGGGUUAGAAACACUCCUUACACUCUGGGUUUUACUCCCUACGAGAUCAUGUUUGGCAGGCCACCCCCUGUUAUUCCCAGCCUUCGAGCUGAACUUAUUGCUGAGUUUAAAGAUCAAGAACUUUUUCUUUCCUUGAGCGGGCUCCAGAGGGCGCACGAGGACAUUUGGCCGCUCCUCCGUGCCAUCUACAAGGCUGGCCCGAUCCCGACACCUCAUCAGUACAGGCCGGGAGACUGGGUCUACGUCAAGAGGCACCACCGAGAGACUCUCGAGCCGCGUUGGAAGGGACCCUACAUCGUGGUGUUGACAACCCCCACCACUCUCAAGCCUCAAAGUUUAAACCAUGCUCCAUCAAUUGGAUACAGGAACAACUUUUUGGAAGUUAACAUAUUAGAAGAGCCUGCACCUCAGAUUGAAGAGGAUUGA